Messenger RNA from Cottoperca gobio, 2252 nucleotides. RefSeq names its product diacylglycerol O-acyltransferase 1-like. Lineage: Eukaryota; Metazoa; Chordata; Actinopteri; Perciformes; Bovichtidae. Gene Ontology annotation, biological process: triglyceride biosynthetic process. The transcript is spliced from 18 exons. The record is from RefSeq and is a predicted model, not a curated record. Gene Ontology annotation, molecular function: diacylglycerol O-acyltransferase activity. Bases 216 to 1598 code for a protein of 460 amino acids. Gene Ontology annotation, cellular component: endoplasmic reticulum membrane.
CACUGACCACAUCACUUUACCACAUGGAAUCAGAGGUCCAAAUAUGUCUUUUGUGUUUUGCAAGUAUAUCCGGACAGUAGGCUGAUGAGUUGUGGAUAUUGUGGCAUGUCGAUUUCAUCUGGGUCGACCUGCCGCGGAGAAUGCUGUGUUUUUGCGGGGGAUGACCAGUGAAUUCAACCAUCUCUGAACUGACUCCUGUGGAGGAGCCCUCAGAGAUGGCUGCAAUGAGGAAGAGGUUCUCCUCCGUCUGCUCUUCUUCCUCGGCUGAAGAAGACAGUGCCAGCCUCUAUGACAUUUUUCCCAUUUCUGUCACUGAUCAACCUGGUGAACAAGAGCAUCCUAACGCCGCUCUACUAUGUUGUCAUCGUGUCCAAGACUCUUUGCUGAGCUCCAAUAGCAACUUCACCGGAUACAGAGGCAUCCUCAACUGGAUCAUCAUUCUUCUGGUCCUGACUCAUGCUCACUUGUUCUUAGAGAAUUUCAUACAACAUGGCUUUUUGAUAGAUGUCAAAAAAGUCUUGGAGCAUCUGAUUGAAGACAACUGCAAUUGGCCAUCUGUCAAUCUCAUAUUGGCUGCCAACAUGUUUAUUCUCACAGCUUUGUUGCUUGAGACAUAUCAGGAAAAGGGUGUGCUGUCCCCCACCCACGGUCAUGGUUUACAUCUCACAAAUCUGGGCUUGCUCCUGCUAUUACCUGCUGCAGUCAUUGUACAUGAGCAUACUCUGUCAACAGGGGGAGCGUUCUUCUCUCUCUGGUUCUACACUGCUCUAGGGAUGAAGCUGUAUUCAUACCAGGAAACUAAUCGCUGGUCCCGACAGGCUCAUGUGACUGCAGAGAGGGACAAGGAUGUUUCUGUUCUGCAAAAAGCCCACAACGAGCAGCUUACUUUCAAAGAUUUGUAUUAUUUCCUAUUUGCCCCCACUCUGUGCUACCAGCGAGACUUCCCGCGUACACCUAAGGUCCGCAUCAAUAAGCUCCUGCACAGGCUGCUGGAAAUGGUGAUCGUUAUCCAGAUCAUGGUUGGAAUUGUGCAGCAGUGGAUUGAGCCCAUCUUCCAGAGAUCAGAAAACUCCUUCUCUAGUAUGGAUAUCACUAUGAGAGUGGCGCACCUGGUGGGACUAGUGGCACCAACCCAUUUCCUCUGGCUCCUCUUCUUCUUCUUGAGUCACUCCUACCUGAAUUUCUGUGCAGAACUGCUGCGCUUUGGUGACCGUUAUUUUUAUGGAGACUGGUGGAACGCUACAACUCUUAUCACUUUCUGGAAGAAUUGGAAUAUUCCUUUUCAAAAAUGGUGUCACAGGCAUGUAUACACUCGGCUGGUGGAAAACAAUGUGCCUCCAUCACGAGCAGAGUUGCUGGUCUUCCUGAUGUCAGCCGCUCUUUUUGAGUAUAUGAUUGCUCUGCCCCUGCAUAGCUGUCGUCUGUGGGUCUUCCUCAUGAUGCUAUUUGAGCUUCUGGUUGCAGUAUUCCUCGCAAACUAUUUCCAGGGAAACUAUGGCAACGGCUUGGUGUGGCUAUGCCUGCUGCUGGGCCCUCUUCUGGCUGUGAUCACCUACUUUUACGACCACUUCAUCAGCCUCCGUCACCAUCAAUAUUAGCCAACAUCCUCACCACCGACAUCAGACCAUGGACAUCAGACCAUGGUCUUCCCAGCGCAGUUUUUCUGCAGCCUCACUUCUCAAGCGCAAGCGACUGAAAGAAAUUCUGUCCCAUUGUACUCUAGUUACAAGUAGACCAAGAGGAUACAGCUGUGGUCUAAAGCUCAGUGUAGGUCGUUCAUGUCUGUGUAAGGAUCCCUUUUGAUGCCUUGAAAACCUUUUGGAGUUAUAAUCCACAACCUCUAACCAAUUUAGUUCACUAAUCAAUAUGUUGUACAGACAAAGCGAAGACUGAAGCGUGUUGAACGCAAUCAAAGAAAGUGUGGAAUGAUUUAAUGCAGGUCGAACAGCCAAGUAAAGUUUGUAUCGGUCUUAAUGAUAGUUAAUGCACAGCAACAGUUAGAGCAACAGAGACAUGGAAGGAACUAAGGAAGGAAGUUCAUUAUGUUUAAUUAAAUGUGUUAAUCCUAUGUGUCUCAACUUUCUUGUCUGAAUAUAUAUAUGAAUAAGAUUGUAUCAAACUAUGUACAGUGGCACUGUCAUUACUUCAAUCAAAAAAUGUUUACUACUACCACAGCUAUUUUUACAACUACUGUAUGAUGAAUCAUGCUUCUAACACUCCGAAGAGUUUUUGUAUUAAAGACGGUCAUCUUA